AUGGGGAAACGCAAGAAUUACUCGUGUCUAUCUCACUUUGUUAAACAGGCGUUCUCAGAGGUAUGGACAACGGGCGCCGACGCAGACCACAAGAAGGAGACACCUCGCGAGCCAAAGAGUCGGGAUAGCGCCAGUAUCGCAGAUGGAGCUAUCCUAGACACACAAAAGAAGUUGUCUGACGCUUUCGCGCUUGUUCCGCACUACAAAUCCGCAUCUGAGGUUCCCACCCACCUCCAGAAGUACUUUUCUCAAAGACACCGCUACUUCAGCCUCUACGACCAAGGCUGUCUCCUUGACGAAGAAGGCUGGUACAGUGUCACUCCUGAACGCAUCGCCUCCCAAAUCGCUGAACGAUGCCGAUGCGACGUUAUUCUCGAUGCGUUCUGCGGGGUCGGAGGGAACGCGAUCGCGUUUGCAAAUACGUGCCACCGUGUCAUCGCGAUGGACAAUUCCCCCACACGGCUCACCCUCGCCAGACAUAACGCCACCAUCUAUGGUGUAGCCGACCGCAUCGAAUUCGUACUCGCGGACUAUAUCACUUUUGCACGUUCGUACCUAUCUCAUCGGGACGCAGCCGCCGCUAGUCAUUCUAUCAACGCAAGUACCGACGCCAAGAGACGACCCAUUGAUGUCGUGUUCCUAAGUCCACCUUGGGGAGGUCCAGAGUAUAUAUCUCGACAAUUGCAUGAUGCCGACGACACGAACAACCCUGACUUGAGUGUUGUUGAUGCUGCCAGCAACAGUCUUGGGAAUGGUUACGGUAACGGCACUGAAUCCCAUCCCGAAUUCAGCCUCGCCUACAUUCAACCUAUCCACGGUGCUGAACUCUUCCAACUCACGCGUCGCAUCACAAACAAUGUGGCGUAUUUCCUACCGAGGAAUACAAAUUUAGAGGAGAUAUCGGCAUUGAUCAAUCCCUCUAUGACCACGUCCUCCUCCAAUAUGUCUGCAUCAGCACCUGUAGAAGACUCUGCGGAGAUGCUUAAAGCCCUGACUUGUUAUUUCGGGGGACUCGUAGCCAGCCAAGAACACCUGUUCUGA
Molecule: messenger RNA, 1041 nt
Organism: Pisolithus orientalis
Lineage: Eukaryota; Fungi; Basidiomycota; Agaricomycetes; Boletales; Pisolithaceae
Product: Tgs1 protein
Exons: 5
Coding region: 1-1041 (346 amino acids)
Biological process (GO): 7-methylguanosine cap hypermethylation; 7-methylguanosine RNA capping
Cellular component (GO): nucleus
Molecular function (GO): RNA cap trimethylguanosine synthase activity
Source: RefSeq, a predicted model, not a curated record